AUGAAAUAAACCGAAGCCCUUCUCCUUCUCCGACCCCCUCUUCCCUGCUGCCUGUUUCGCCCGGUCGCCGCCGCCGCCACCGCCCACGGUCCACCUGCUGGCGACGCCGUCCCGACGCCUCCAUCCCUCUCGAAAUCCAGUAAGCGGUGCUUCAGAAGAAGAUAACAAGUGGAGGGGAGUGUUGAUUCUUAAUAUGUCUCGGGGGCUAUCCUCUUAUCUCUAAGGCACUGCCUCGCAUCCGCUGCGCCCCUUCGCGUGGUUGGGGCAGUUCGUUAUAGAAUACUUUGCAGUUCUCGUUCUUAAAAUAUUUCGGGUUCUAAGAAAAAGCAUAUCUUGGAUUCCUGAGUAUCACAUUUUGUUUCUUUACUAUAUCUCCUCGGUGAUCAAAGUCCAGAAAAGCAUGCAUAGGUGUCGAGCUAGAAUCACUCGGCAAUCACUUGCAGAUUUUUCCAAUUCAUGUGAAGUACGGAAGAGGGUUCGGAAGAAUGGAAUCGAUUUAACAGAGUCAUCUCAUGCGUUCUCAUCUUCUAAUGAUCUCAGUACCAAUCUUUUGGGUGACCGUUUGGGUACUAGAUUGCUGCAGCUGCAAGUUAUUAAUGCACUUCGGAGGGGAGAUAACCAGCAAGCCUCCAAAUUUCUUUUAAACCUUGGUGAAGUGAAGGACUACUUAAAUCCCAAUAGUUUUUCUUAUAUUCUGGAAUAUUGUGCAUCCAAGGGUGAUCCAUUGUUUGCUAUGGAGACAUGGAAUAUGAUGGAGGAAAAAGAUAUUGCCUUAAACAAGAGAAAUUGUAGCUUCAUACUUCAAGCUUUUAGUAAACGAGGAUACAUGGAGCAGGCAUUUAGCUUGCUUAAUUCUCUUGGGGAAAAUGAUCGGGUGCAUUCUUCACUGCCAAUGUUUAAUCUUUUCUUAAGUGGAUGUUGGAGUUCGAAGAGCUUCAAUUAUGUUAACCAUUGCUUGGGGCUGAUGGAAACACAACUUGUUGGCAAGUCUGAAGUAACCUACUGGGAACUUCUUAAGCUUGCAGUUUUGCAGAGAAGUCUAUCUUCAGUUCAUGAGAUCUGGAAGGACUAUGCUAGAUAUUACAAUCCAAGUGCAAUAAUGUUACGGAAAUUUAUUUGGUCCUUCAGUAGGUUAGGUGAUCUUGAAUCUGCAAAUGCUGCCUUAAAACAUCUAGUUAUGUUUGCAAGGCAAGGUAGUGCUUGCCUUUCAAAAUCUGCUUCUGGACAAUAUCAUUCAUCAGGUUUAGAUAUCCCUAUUCCUUCAAAGGACAAACUAUGUGAGAAGGUUUUGUUGGACAAUCCAACUUCCUUAACCCACAGCAGAAAGCCUGAGAUAAGUGUAGGUUUGGAAGCUAGCCUGGAGGUAUUGGAUAUGAGACAUAACAAUGACAAUAGGAAUCUUGAAUUAGAGAAAAUUUUUGAUGGUCAAUCACAAUCUGACAAAGUUGAUGCACUUGUAUCAGGAACCCUAAUAGAUCAAUUAAUAAGCAAGUCAGGGAAAAGUAAAUUCAUUUCAGAGGCACAUGAAAUCAUUGAUGAUGCUGUUCUAAACAACCUAAGUUUCAAAGACAAGCAAGAAGCUUUUUGUGAUCCCAGAACUGAAAACAUGAAACAGAUAUCGAAAAGGUUCUCCCAUCCACUUAUGAACUUGUUGAGAUGGUCUUUUAAUGACAUCAUACAUGCCUGUGCAGAAUUGAAUAAUUACCAGUUGGCUGAGCAGCUAUUUUUGCAGAUGCUUGACAUCGGGUUGAAACCUUCUAAACAUACAUAUGAUGGCUUUGUUAAAUCUGCCAUUGCAGGAAAGGGAGUUGAAUAUGGCAUGAAAGUGCUCAAGAUGAUGGAGGAAAUGAACAUCGAACCAUAUAAUGAUACUUUUGCAGUUCUCUCAAUUGGUUAUAGCCGAAAUUUUGAACUGGAUUUGGCUGAGUUCUUUGCAGAUAAGAUAUCUGUUUGCCUACCCAAGUACAUGUAUACCUACAAUUCUUUGUUUGCUGCCUGUGGUAUCAUGGGUGAACCAGAACGCGCAGUUCGUCUUCUUGUGAAGCUCAAGAAACUGAACAUGAAGUUAAAUAUUUCAACCUAUGCACAUAUGUUCUCAUUGUUUGGUACUGUCAAUGCCCCUUAUGAGCAGGGAAAUAUUCUUUCCCGUCUUGAUGUUUCCAAAAGAAUAAGUGCUAUUGAGAUGGAUAUGGCAAAUAAUGGAAUCCGACACAGUUAUACAUCCUUGAAGAAUUUGAUUAAAGCUUUAGGAGCUGAAGGCAUGAUAGAAGAAAUGCUGCAGUAUCUAAAUGUUGCCGAGAACAUGCUAUGGCAGGCAGAUGGUCACCAGAAAACUGAUAUGUAUAAUGUUGUACUGCAUGCACUUGUACAAGCAAAGGAGUUUCACAAGGCAAUUGAAGUCUUCAGAGGUAUGAGAUUAUGCAGUUUUCCUGCUAAUGUUGGAACAUACAACAUGAUGAUAGAAUGCUGCAGCGUUCUUAAUAGUUUCAAGUCUGCUUGUGCAAUUCUUUCCUUGAUGAUACGCGAUGGUUUCUGCCCACAGAUUUUGACUUUUACUGCCUUGAUUAAGGUUCUUCUAGCAAAUGAAGAUUUUGAAGGAGCUUUUAGUGUUUUGGAUCAAUCAAGGUCCGAAGGCAUUCAGCCUGAUAUCCAGUUUUUUAACACAAUCCUUCGGCAAGCAUUUAUAAAGGGUAGAAUUGAUGUGAUAGAAAUUAUAAUCGAGACCAUGCAUAGAGAUAAAAUAAGUCCUGAUCCAUCUUCUCUAUGGUACACAUUCACUGCAUAUGUAGAGAAUGAAUUCCACAGCACGGCUAUGGAGGCACUCCAAGUGCUGAGCAUGCGGAUGAUCUCUGAAGAUUCUGAGAUUCUUCAAGAGAAAAGAGAUACUUUUGGGCAAUUAAUACUUAGUGAAGACUCAGAUGUAGAGCUACAGAUUGUUCAAACAACUUUUGAAAAAUCACAAGAAUUUCUUGCAACUGCUCUAAUAAACUUGAGGUGGUGUGCUAUCAUGGGUUCUUCCAUAUCAUGGAAUCCAGAGGAAAGUCCAUGGGCGAAAAGGCUCGCCAAUUUAGUUUCUUCUUGAAUGUAAUUUUUGUAUGUUUUCCCCCUCGUCUAAGGAAAUAGAUAGGGCAUUUUCAAUUUAGAAGUUGUUAUAUAAAUAAAAUAAAUGUUAAUUGGUGAAAGUGCAUAACCAAGUUUGUAAAAGUGUAGACAAAGAUCACAAGUUGUAACAACUUCACGAGAAGACUUCAGUAAUGAGUGUUCAGCUUGUACCGUUGAAUAA
Zingiber officinale is the source of this 3283-nucleotide messenger RNA. RefSeq names its product pentatricopeptide repeat-containing protein At1g76280-like. Bases 401 to 3082 code for a protein of 893 amino acids. The transcript is spliced from 15 exons. Gene Ontology annotation, molecular function: protein binding. Lineage: Eukaryota; Viridiplantae; Streptophyta; Magnoliopsida; Zingiberales; Zingiberaceae. The record is from RefSeq and is a predicted model, not a curated record.